CUCUGCUCCCCCCCUCUCCCUUCGCACGCGGCAUUAGCCUUUUUCCUCAAAUCUCCACCUCACCAAAACUCUCCGAAUGGGAAUAAAAUAUGGCAUGAGAGAGGCGGCCGAAGACCACGGUUCACCGUCUUCUACCGAGCACGAGCCCCGGCUGAACAUGGAUUUAAGAAUACGCAGCGGCGCGUGUGGUGAGCAGAGACAAGGGAGCACAAAGCGGAUGGAAGAAAACGCUCGUGUCCUCGCUUAGCGUUUCUGCAACACGACUCAUCAUCAGCCUGUAUUAUAUUUACACACGAGCAUAAGGGACGCAAGGUGAAAGCUGGUGGGCUGAUUCAAGCCUCCUAGACUGUUCGUACAGGAAAAACAAGCGGACUGUUGGUUCUAUUCAUCAGCCUCGUCGGUUUCAUCAUCCCGGUUAAAUCAAAGACGAGAGAAUGAGUGAACAGAGUAUCUGCCAGGCGCGGGCCUCAGUGAUGGUCUACGACGAUGCCAGUAAGAAGUGGGUGCCCAUCAAGCCGGGGCAGCAGGGCUUCAGCCGCAUCAACAUCUACCACAAUACUGCCAACAACACCUUCAGAGUGGUGGGCGUCAAACUGCAGGACCAGCAGGUUGUGAUCAACUACUCCAUAGUGAAGGGCCUGAAAUACAAUCAGGCGACCCCGACCUUCCAUCAGUGGCGUGAUGCCCGCCAGGUUUAUGGCCUGAACUUUGCCAGUAAGGAGGAGGCCACCACCUUCUCCAACGCCAUGCUGUUUGCCCUCAACAUCCUCAGCUCACCUGACAAUGGAGGUCCAAUCGUCCAGCGCCAAAAUGGGCCUACCUCAGAGGAAAGCGAGGCACAAAGGAGAAUGAUGGAGCAACAUCAGAUGCAAGCGCACAAGGAGAGGGAGCGACGGACGUCAGGAUCAGUUGUUUCCACUCUCCAAUAUAAAGUGUCCACCCCUCCCACCCACCCAGACACUCCUCCUGAGUACAGACAGUACAGAGCUAGCACACUGCCACCCUCCUACGCCCGCGUGGCCUCCUCCUCUCCUCCCUCUUCCUCCUCCUCCUCUCCUUGUCAGGAGAAAGAGGUGGGGGCUGCUAGGGACAGGGCCCAGCUCUCGUCCCAGCUCUCCACCUCACUCGCCUCAGCCUUUUCCCCAGUCCAGGCAGGAGUGACCACCCAGGGCCGGCAGGUCCGUCAGAUCCCACUGUCUCCUCCCACAGCAGCUCGCCACCUACACCUUCAACAACAACAGCAGCAACAAGACAUCAUGCUCCCCCCCAAACACGGCACCUGGUCCGCCUCCCAUUUGCAGCACAUGUAUGCCCAGUUGCCCCCUUCCGCCUCCCCUCCUGUUAUGAUGGCUAUGCCUGUGAAGCAGGGUCAGCCCCCCCUGCCGUUGGCUCACCCUCUACCGCCCGUAAGCACUAGGAUGAAGCCCCCACCUCUUGACCCAAACACCGUGUCUGGCCAUCACCAGUACCCCCAGCACCAGCCCCACCCUCACUCCAAUGGCCAGCCAGAUGGCUCCUACUCUCCUCAUUCUCAGCAUCUGCCACUCACUCCACAGUUCUGCGAGGCCGUGCCUUUGCCUCCUCUGAUAGGUCAGACAGCCACAGGCUCAGCCCCCAGCCACCAGCCCCAGUACCCAUCCACCUUCCACCCUCAGCAGCAACUGCAUCCGCAACAACAACAACAACAGCAGCAGGUGUACCACCAGCAGGCCCAGCCCCCCACCUCCUCCUCCUCACCCCCCUCUUACACUGCCAUGUCUGAUGGGGGCUCACCCAAGAAGACCCCUUCCCCUGUCCCCCACCAGUCCCCCAUGGUCAGCAGCAGCCCCCCUGUCUCUGCAGGUCACCCAUCUAUGCUUUCUGUGGCACCUCCUCCAUCUGCAGUUCCACCACCCAUGGCUGGUCCUCCAGCCCCACCACCGCCACCAGGUCCACCACCCCCAAUGGCGGUGCCCCCACCCAUGCCCCCUCCACUGCCCACUGGUGGAGGGCCGCCCGGGGGCCCGCCUGGGGCCCAGCACCAACCCUCAGGACUGGCUGCAGCACUGGCUGGAGCCAAAUUACGUAAAGUCCAAAGGGAUGAGAGCAGUCCGCCUGGGUCUGGUGGCAAAAGUGACUCCAAUCGUUCUAGUGGUGGCAGUGGAGGUGGUGGGGAGGGACUGAUGCAGGAAAUGAAUGCCUUACUAGCUCGCAGACGGAAAGCUUCAGAGAAACCUGAUGAAGAUGACUCCAGUGGCAGAGGGCCAGGUCAACAGAACUCAACAGAUGCUCUAAAGAAGCCAUGGGAACGAUCCAACUCUACAGAAAAGUCCUCACUGGUGUCCAGAGUGAGACCCAUCGGCAGCACUAGUGAAUCAGACACAGAAUUGGACAGGAUGAAACAGGAAAUUUUGGAUGAAGUUGUACGCGAGUUGCAUAAAGUGAAAGAUGAAAUCAUAAAUGCCAUCAGACAAGAAAUCGGCAGAAUCGGUACAUCCUAAUCUUAUCCGAGCAACAGUAGGAGGAAAGCAAGAGGAGGAGCUGGAGGAGGAUGGACAUGCAGAUGCACAGACGCGAGGACCAGAGGAAUGUUCUCUCAAUGUUUCUGUGACCUAGCAACACCAUGAUGCAAGUUGCAGAGAUGUUGUGCCAACAUUUGAGUCUGCUGGACAGCGAAAAUUAAAGAUACCGAGUAAGGUUAAUGAGACACAAGAGCAGCAGAAACAGAGGGAGGAUAAAGAAAGAUUAAAGGACUGACAAACUGAAACAGAGGAUGACAGAUAAAUUGAGGGAAGGACGGACAUUUGUGCUGAGUUUGGUGUUGUGGUCCUCUCUGUGCACCUAUAGACUCAGUCAGCCCAGUGUUGCAACUCUUUGUUCUCUGUUCAGUGCAAUUCUUAAGAAGAAAAUAUUUUUGUUUUCUAAGUUUUUACUGUUUUAUUAUUUAAAAACUGUGGUGAUAAUGAUGCUAUUGAUGAGUAUUUUAUUGAUAUAGAAGGACAAAGGAAUCUUGCACACCAUUUAUGUCAGCCUUUUAUAUUUUCUAUCAUUCUUUUUAGUUUAUCCCUAACUUUUUCUUAUUAACGAGCACAAUAUGGGCAUAACGGUGCUGCAGACUCACCUGCCCUCAACUGGCAUUUUUAAACAAUCAGAAAAAACAGGCUUUUUAUUACCUUGUUCAUACUGGUGUUGGGUGUGUCUAAUCUUUUCUCUCCAGACACGUUGCAAAACAUGUUAAUGUUUGAACCACAAUUAGCCACUUCACUUACCUCUUUCCUUCAUAUCCAAGGUCUUAAAAUAUUGCAAAUAAGAAAUUAAUUAUUUGGCAAUUAAUCAAAUAACACACAAUAACAGUCUGCACUACAACGCCAGUGUGACCGUGGUACAUGUUUUUCUCUACCUGUUCAGAUGUGCUAGAUAAUUGAAACUUGGGGAUCAUUCACAUAACAGGCAGAUAACUUGAAAUGUGCCUCCUGGUUUUACCUAGAUAUAAAACAAUGUAGUACUACCUUUUAGACAUCCUAUGGUUUGUGAUCCUCCCAAGUAUGCAUGAAACCCCCAUCUCUAUGGAUUCAUUUUUUAUUUAAUUUGGGGAAGAAGAAAAAAUACAAACGGUGGUACAUUUAUUAUAGUGGUUUGUUUCCUUGAAGAUUCCCCUUUUUAUAUAUGAAAUGUUGAAUUUGAUAAUGGUAGCAAUGUGAAAAUAAUACGGGGGGUUGCUCUGAUAAUAUGCAAAUCUAACCUAGAUAAGAAUGUGCAGAAAGUGAAUGGUAGGCCUACGUGAUGGUAGCUAAAUGUGUCUUUGAAGGAAGGAUUCGGUUGAAUAUCGGUUGUUGCAUCCUAUCCACUCUGUCUGCUCUCAACUACGUAAUGAUUUAAAAGCUGGAAGUAAAUUCAUUCAAACAAAAGCAA
Messenger RNA from Etheostoma cragini (Arkansas darter), 3891 nucleotides. RefSeq names its product Enah/Vasp-like a (gene evla). Gene Ontology annotation, biological process: protein homotetramerization; positive regulation of actin filament polymerization; actin polymerization or depolymerization. Lineage: Eukaryota; Metazoa; Chordata; Actinopteri; Perciformes; Percidae. Gene Ontology annotation, cellular component: cytoskeleton. The coding region runs from base 435 to 2480 and encodes 681 amino acids. The record is from RefSeq and is a predicted model, not a curated record. The transcript is spliced from 14 exons. Gene Ontology annotation, molecular function: profilin binding; actin binding; SH3 domain binding.